AUGCACAUCUCUAAUGUAAUGCAAGUAGAAUUUACAACUCUUGUUGAUGGAGAUUGGAGAAAAUAUAGCAUUUGUUUUAAAAGAGUGGAAAAAGGUGUAGUCAAAAGGUGAAGAAAAGUGCCCAUAGAAAAAUACAAACACAGUAAGAAACUGGUAAUGCCAGUGACUUAGUUAAUUAGUAAUCCGCGUAAUAUUCAAAUAUGGGUGAAGAAACAAGCAACACGACACAGAACAAGGCGCGAGCCAAAACAACGCGACCCAAAGCUGUCUAUCAAUGGACUGUGAGUGAUGUGCUCAAGUGGUAUCGGCGUCAUUGUGGCGAAUAUACCAAAUACGAAAAUCUCUUUGCCACACAUAUCAUUACGGGACGAGCGCUACUACGCAUUACGGAUUCAUCGCUGCAACGCAUGGGCAUCGUUAACAAUCAGGAUCGUGAGGCGAUUUGGCGUGAGAUAGUCAAACAGCGAUUGAAAACGGAUAUUAUGGAGAUCCGCGACAUGGAACGUAUCAAUGUUCAUUAAGCACAUGUAUGAUAUCCAAGCUAGAACUUAAAUAAUUGUAUCUAUAGAUCUUAAAUAAUUGUUAAUCGAAUUCGUGCGUUAGGAAUAAACACAUUUGUUGUAUAGUUUA
Molecule: messenger RNA, 630 nt
Organism: Drosophila albomicans
Lineage: Eukaryota; Metazoa; Arthropoda; Insecta; Diptera; Drosophilidae
Gene: ave
Product: protein aveugle
Exons: 2
Coding region: 201-521 (106 amino acids)
Biological process (GO): cell surface receptor protein tyrosine kinase signaling pathway
Cellular component (GO): cytoplasmic side of plasma membrane
Molecular function (GO): protein binding
Source: RefSeq, a predicted model, not a curated record